AUGACGCAUGCCCAAACAACAACAUUAGCCCAAACAACAACACUAGCCCAAACAACAACACUAGCUCAAACAACAACACUAGACAAAAUAAUAACAAUAGCCCAAACAACAACACUAGCUCAAACAACAACACUAGCUCAAACAACAACACUAGCUCAAACAACAACAUUAGCCAAAACAACGACAUUAGCACAAACAACAACACUAGCUCACACAACAACACUAGCCAAAACAACAACAUUAGCCCAAACAACAACAACACUAUCCCAAACCACAACACUAGAUCAAACAACAACACUAGCCAAAGCAACAUUAGCCCAAACAACAACAACAACACUAGCCCAAACAACAACUCUAGUUCAAACAACAACACUAGCCCAAGCAACAACACUAGCACAAACAACAACACUAGCCAAAACAACAACAUUAGCCCAAACAACAACACUAGCCCAAACAACAUCACUAGCCCAAACAACAACAUUAGCCCAAACAACAACAACAAUACUAGCCCAAACAACAACACUAGCUCAAACAACAACACUAGCCAAAACAACAACAUUAGCCAAAACAACAACACUAGCCCAAACAACAUUACAAAUAACAACAUCAACUCAAGCAAUAAUACAAAUAACAACACUAUCGCAAACAACAAUACAAGCUACAACACUAAUUCAAACAACAACACCGGUACAAACUACAACACCACCACAUAUAAUAUUGGUAGAAACAACAACAAUACCAACACAAACAACAGUAUGA
Lucilia sericata (common green bottle fly) is the source of this 759-nucleotide messenger RNA. RefSeq lists its product as uncharacterized. The transcript has 2 exons. The record is from RefSeq and is a predicted model, not a curated record. The coding region runs from base 1 to 759 and encodes 252 amino acids. Lineage: Eukaryota; Metazoa; Arthropoda; Insecta; Diptera; Calliphoridae.